AUGAUGUGGCCUCAGGAAUACGUAGAAUUGAAGCAUAUAGAAGAUUUAUUAGUCUGUGGGAUAUGCUAUGAAUUUAUGGAUACUUCUGUUAUAACAUCAUGUUCUCAUAAUUAUUGUUCCUUAUGUAUUAGGAAGUAUUUACAUUAUAAAACACAAUGUCCUGCUUGUUUCACUGAAACUUUUGAGAAGGAUUUAAGAAAAAAUAAAGUCUUAGAUGAAAUUAUAGCACAGUUUUCACAAAUUAAAGAUAAAUUAAAAAGGUGUUUACAAAUUCAGAUUCAAUUUGCACAAUGUGACAAAAUUGAUAAUGUUUCUAAUACACCAAAAUCAUUGCAUCAAAGUCAGAAUGCACAUGUAAAUAAAGAAGAAAAUAAAAUUAUUUGUAACACUUCUACUACUAAAAUUAAUUUAUCACCAUCUAUAAAUGUGCAAAAAGAUGUAUGUAGUCCUAGCACUAGUGGAAGACCCAAAAUACCAUUGAUGUUUACACCUAAAAGUUAUAAACGUCCAAUUGUAACAAGUGCAGAAGAUAGUAAGGUUGUUAUAUGUCCAGUAUGUAAAGUUACUGUUUCAGAAACACAUAUAAAUAGACAUCUUGAUGAUUGUCUAAAAAGGGAAUCAAUAAAAGAUAUACAGCAAGUAGUAAAGUCAGACCGUAAACCAUUACCAAAGUUAGUAUUUACUUUAAUGAAAGAGGUUGUGAUAAAAAAGAAAUUAAAAGAAUUUGGUUUAUCAUCACAUGGAGAUCGAAGAGCUAUGGAGGCUCGAUUGCAAAGAUAUAUUGUUCUUUAUAAUGCAGAAUGUGAUAAAUCAAAUCCAAGAUCAAUAUCAGAAUUAGUUAAACAAUGUGAAGAUGAAGAAAAUCUAGAAAAAAAAAUUAAUAGAACUACUUUUUUAAACAAAUUACAAAUUACCAGAAAUACAGAACAAUAUAUUAUAGAUGAUGAAAGAAAAAAGUAUUUGGAAACACACAAAGAUAGUUUCGAAAGUUUAAUUAAACAGAUCAAAAGUAUUGAUACUCCAAAAAAAUCGUCAGUAAGACGUAGUUUAUUGAAGGAAAACAUAGAAAAUAAUGAGGAUAUUCCACAUAAACGUCAAGCAGUGACUGAGAAUUCGGAUGAUUCACUGAUUGAUACAAAACACAGUGACUUUCAGUCUCUAAAUUCUGCGGUAUAUAUUCAAGAUUCUGAUUCAGAUACUUCCUGUCCACUGCAAAUGUAUUCUAGUACUGAUCCAAAGAAAUUUCUUAAUGCUGAAUUGUCUCCUAAUAAUAAUGAUUCACACAAUAAAUCUAAAAUAAAAUACGAGGAGCAUAAUGACAUAGAAGAAUUUAAUUCAUCUAAUUUACAUAUGAAAAUAAGUGAGACAGAGGAACAUGAUAGUUCAGAUGCAUUUAGUGAUACAUCCAUUUCUAGUAAACAAACACAAUCAAUAAUGGAAAACUCAUUUUAUAGAGACACACUAAAAGAAGAUUGUAAAAAUGUAUCUAAUACUUCAAAAUAUAAGAAAUUAUUACAGAAACAGAAAAACUUAUCUCUGAAAAAUGAAAUGAAAUGUGUGGAUGCUGUUAGUACCAGCAUGAAAGAUUUUGAUCCUAACAGUACUAUAAAUGAAGAGGAAGAAGAAGAUGAGAAAUCAAUGUCUGUUUUACAGGAUAUUUUAUGUGAUUUAUCAAGUAAUGAUAGUACUGAUAGUAAAUUGAAGUAUGGAAAAUUUUACGGAUUUGUAAAUGAUAGUGUAAACAAAUCUUCAAAUUUGGAAAAAGAAAAUGUAAGUUCCAGCCCCGAACGCAGUGGAAAUUAUUCUGUUCGAAAAAGAACUCAUGAUUCAAUGCAAAAUGACAAUAAAUUCAUAUCAAGUAUGAAAAAAAAAAUUAAAAAAUCAUCAUACUAUCAAAUUGAAACCAAAGAAUCAAGUAAAGGAGAAUCUUCAAGUACCUUAAACGAUAAAGAAAUGGAUUGUUUGCAAGGUGAACCACAAUUGAGAAAACGGUUACCCAAAAACGUAAAAGAAACAACUGUCGUAAGAAAAUCUACUAGAAUAAAGGUUAAAAAUAAUUAA
Molecule: messenger RNA, 2061 nt
Organism: Habropoda laboriosa
Lineage: Eukaryota; Metazoa; Arthropoda; Insecta; Hymenoptera; Apidae
Product: E3 ubiquitin-protein ligase RAD18-like
Exons: 7
Coding region: 1-2061 (686 amino acids)
Biological process (GO): DNA damage tolerance; protein monoubiquitination
Cellular component (GO): Rad6-Rad18 complex; nucleus
Molecular function (GO): ubiquitin protein ligase activity; single-stranded DNA binding
Source: RefSeq, a predicted model, not a curated record